AUGCUGGAGACCUACAGGAACCUCACUACUAUAGGAUACAUUUGGGAAGAACAUAACAGUAAAGAACAUUGUCAACAUUCUAGAAGACAUGAAAGGACUGAAAGAAAUAAUUCUGGAAAGAAACGUUCAGUGAUUCCUCAAUGUGUUAAAGCCUUGGCAUAUGACAGUCAUCUUCAGAGGAAUAAAAGAACACAUGAUAUUGAGAAACCCUAUGAAUCUAUUCUGUGUCAUAAAGCCUUUGUUCAUCUCAAUGCUCUUCAAAUGCACAAAAGAACACAUACUGGAGAGAAACCCUUUGUAUGUAAUCAGUGUGGUAAGGCCUUUGCUCACCACAGUGCUCUUCAAAUACAUGAAAGAACACAUACUGGAGAGAAACCAUAUGUAUGUAAUUCGUGUGGUAAGGCCUUUGCACAUCACAGUCAUCUUCAGUUGCAUAAAAGAACACAUACUGGAGAGAAACCCUAUGAAUGUAAUCACUGUGGUAAGGCCUUUGCUUACCGCAGUGCUCUUCAAAUUCAUGAAAGAACACAUACUGGAGAGAAACCCUUUGUAUGUAAUUCGUGUGGUAAGGCCUUUGCACGUCACAGUCAUCUUCAAUUGCAUAAAAGAACACAUACUGGAGAGAAACCAUAUGCAUGUAAUCAGUGUGGUAAGGCCUUUGCUUACCACAGUGCUCUUCAAAUUCAUGAAAGAACACAUACUGGAGAGAAACCCUUUGUAUGUAAUUCGUGUGGUAAGGCCUUUGCACGUCACAGUCAUCUUCAGUUGCAUAAAAGAACACAUACUGGAGAGAAACCAUAUGCAUGUAAUCAGUGUGGUAAGGCCUUUGCACGUCACAGUCAUCUUCAAUUGCAUAAAAGAACACAUACUGGAGAGAAACCAUAUGCAUGUAAUCAGUGUGGUAAGGCCUUUGCACGUCACAGUCAUCUUCAAUUGCAUAAAAAAACACAUACUGGAGAGAAACCAUAUGCAUGUAAUCAGUGUGGUAAGGCCUUUGCUCAACACAGUGCUCUUCAAAUUCAUGAAAGAACACAUACUGGAGAGAAACCAUAUUCAUGUAGUCAGUGUUGUAAGGCCUUUGCUCAACAGAGUAAACUUCAAUUGCAUAAAAGAACACAUACUGGAGAGAAACCGUAUGAAUGUAAUCAGUGUGGUAAGGCCUUUGCACGUCAUGGGCAUCUUCAAAGGCAUAAACGAUCACAUACUGGAUAG
Messenger RNA from Chionomys nivalis (European snow vole), 1212 nucleotides. Its product is annotated as zinc finger protein 431-like. The transcript is spliced from 4 exons. The record is from RefSeq and is a predicted model, not a curated record. Bases 1 to 1212 code for a protein of 403 amino acids. Lineage: Eukaryota; Metazoa; Chordata; Mammalia; Rodentia; Cricetidae.